GGCGCUAGAUUUGGACGCUGGCGUCCGACGCUAACUUCACGCAAGUACCCAAAGAUGUUAACAUGUUAUGUUCAAUUCUUGAUCAGAAUGAUCAAUGGAUGUGUUUGAUGAGCAUUAUCCCAGAAUUUCUUCAAGAGAAUAACUACAGAUGUGAUAUUUCGGAUUAUAACCCACCGAAAUAUGAUUCUGAACAUUUCAGAAUCCUCUAUGAUUUGAAAAAGUUGGGCAGAAAGUGUACUGAAUUGCUACUAUCUGAGUGGGGUUGCUCAGGUGUAAUUAGGCCAACAGUUGGCCAUCUGUUAUACCUUUUGGUUAACGCAAAACUUUUUAAAGCAGCAGAUUACAUUGCAAAGGAUUUACUGCAUCAAGGAAAACCAAAAAGACCCUGCAAUGGCCCAGAAGCUAAAAUUUCUCCAAGUUUGUUGCAGAAAGAGAUUAGUCAUGACCAGAAAAUUCCAAUAGACAAUAAUCAUAACUCCCGAAACAUACACCAACAAAUUCCAGAAAUUAUAAUCACUGAUUCUAACCAAGAAGCAAUGGCUAAGGCUGCUACAACUUCGACUGCUACGACUUCGGAUGCUGAUAUGAUUGAGUUCUCUAGUAGUUCUGUUCAUGAAAAUAUUGAAGCAACUGUCACUAAUUUUCCAGUCGUGGUUGAUCAUUCAAAUUCAAGUUUUGAAUCGAAUGCAGGUGUUGACCAAGAAGUAAUAUCAUAUUUCAGUGCACCAGCUGCUCCUGAAACAACAGGAGCACUGGAAACAUCUGUUUCUGAUUUGAUUCAAUUCUCCAAUUUGAUUCCAGUAGGUGUUGAAGAAGUAGAGUUUACUCCUCUGGUUGGAAUUAAUGUCUCAAGUGUUAACACUCCUGUAUCAAACGAGAGCCCAAAAACUCUAAAUUUCAAUGACAUGAAUGAAUUAGUAUCGAAUACCAAAGAAAACUGUUCUUAUUCUUUUAAUAUUCCUAACUUGACAGAGCUGAAUUUCAAUUCCGGAACUGAUUUUUUUGCGGAACAAAUCGAUCAAUUAUGGAAUAAAGAAUGUCAUAAAAUAUAGAAACCAUAUCAGAUUGAGUAGCUGGAGGCAGAGCAGAAGGAAUGGAUCAAUAAUCAUCUACAUCCCAUACUGCUGACAGAAGAUUAAAAUCUCCAAAUAAGAAAAGGUUUGCACUAGCAUAUUUAUCAACUAAUGGUGAUGAGCUGAUCAAAGUAAGAUAGUAAGUAAGAUAAAGUAGGUAAAGAUUUGGGUGGAAAAUAUACAGUACCCAUUAUAGAUUUGUUAUUGAAAAGAACAAACAAUUAUUCAAUAAAAGGAUCAGACUGCAUUAAAUGAGCAGAAAAUCAUUUUAACAUAACUAUUUAUACACUCCCACCCCUGCUAAAGACACUGGAUUCAGUAGAGCGGUCAGUUCUAUAGACAUUGUAAUUGAGAACCCCAAGUUUUGCAUAAAUAAAUUCAGGUGACAGCCAGGUUCCAGUGAAGAUAAUGAUACCGUAAAAACAAUUGCUAACAUUCAAACUGAAAUCAAUCAUCUUAGUUCUAAGACCUCUAAAAUUUUGGUAAUGAAGGGAAGGGCUGCCCGGUUUUAGUUUUUUAAUGAUUUUCGGUGUGUUGUUGAAGUAUUUGCUUUUGCUUGAUAGAGACUUUCAUUAGGUUUGCACAGCCUAAUUUAACUCUGUUUCUUAACCCUUUCAAGGCAGCUUUUCAGAUUUUUCUCUUUUUCAUUCGCCAUAACAUGAAAUUAAGUAAAAAUGGUUCAAGAAACUUACUAGAAGUGGUAUAAAUUUUGUUAUUUUUCACAAAAAAAAAUUAUGAUGUGGUUUCACCGAUAAACCACAAAGCACUAUUAACGGAGAAAAUAAAUUUCAAAGUUUUGUACUUUUAUUGAUGAACGUUUACAAAAAUUAUUUUUAAUUCCUUGAAUGGUAUUUUGAAAAGCAAUUUUUUUAUCGUUCAAGCACAAACCGACUGAACAUGUAGUACAAGACCAUUUAGUUCUGUGCGGUUCAUCUCUGGUACUACAAAGUGCACAACGCCUUGAUGUAGAAUAUAUAGGCAUAUGUGCUGCUGCAUCCCAUCUUCUUUCCAAAGGAAUAUUAGGCUUGAAUUUGGUCACGGAUGCAGCACUACUGCGUUUUCCUUUGUGUGGAAGUAUACUGCCCGAUCCUGCAAGCCCAGUAACAAUAGAAAGACGAAAAUUUUUGAGGUCCAAAGUUCGUUCAUCACAUCUUUCUUUGAAUAUUAUGAAAGAAUCAACGAUUGUUACAUCUAGGAAAUGACAUAAGAUUCUGUGCCACCACUUGUGGCUUUUCCUGUCGAGUUCGUAUAUUUUUUUGAGCAUAUCUGCUUUGUCAACAAACCACAUGUUGGCAUUGUAAUCCUUUAUGAUCAAGGGGCACCCGAUUAUCUCUUUUUCUCUAUCUUUUUUUUUUCGCUCAACUGUUUCAGGAACAUCAGGUUUAUGAUAGUUGCUGGCCAAUGUUACCACACGCUUAUCGGCCCAUUUUAUAUAUGAUAUUCCAUCAUCUGUAAUUCGCCAAUCAAAGUUUCCUCUUUUCAGUUUAUUGUCUGGAAUCAAGUCAGUGGGUGUUCUU
Molecule: messenger RNA, 2590 nt
Organism: Leptinotarsa decemlineata (Colorado potato beetle)
Lineage: Eukaryota; Metazoa; Arthropoda; Insecta; Coleoptera; Chrysomelidae
Source: RefSeq, a predicted model, not a curated record